AUGAGUUUGAAAACGGAAGAAGAACUCUUGGGCGCGUAUUCCACGAAACAACUGGCGAUGUAUCUCAGGUUUAAUAAUUUCAUCGAAUUGGCGGAAACGGUCGAAAGGGUAGAGCUACGCGGGAAGCAUUUGAGAAAUUGUUGUCGCGCAUCAUCCACGGGGCAAGAACAACAACGACGAGAAGAGGAAGCGGGGGUGUUUAACGUGGAAAAUGAUGAACGCAUCGUCCUCGAGGUGUGCGAAUUGUUCGGGUGCACGGCGGAGGAGGCGAAGCGGAUGUGCGAGGAGUUGGUGAAAGAUUUCGCGGACGUGCCUUGGGAUGAGACGAAGAAUCCUCCAGAGGGGAAAGCGGUAGUGGGCGUACCAAUUGGUGGAGGAGGAGGAGGAGAAGGGCGACGAGUUUUAAGACUCGAAGACCGGGGUGGAGACACGGUCGGCGGCGCUUUGAUGCGGGAAGUUCCGCCGGAUGGCUACAGAAAUCCUCGGUUUCCGUCGUGGUACGAUAAAUCGCCGACCAACGAUCGAUGGCGAGGCGGGUUGAGUAGAACUGAGUAUUACGACGACGAAGAAGAAGGAGAAGAACAAAACGACCGCGAGCGACGACUGAGAGAACGAGAGAGGAAAGUGGAAGAGCGAGAAAAAAGAAUGGAUGAAAUAGAAGCGCGGUUGAAAAGACUCGAGGAGAACGGCGGCACGACAGCCCCUUCGGCUUGA
This is a messenger RNA of Bathycoccus prasinos, 714 nucleotides long. RefSeq lists its product with no specific name. The coding region runs from base 1 to 714 and encodes 237 amino acids. The transcript has a single exon. The record is from RefSeq and is a predicted model, not a curated record. Lineage: Eukaryota; Viridiplantae; Chlorophyta; Mamiellophyceae; Mamiellales; Bathycoccaceae.